Parus major (Great Tit) is the source of this 1413-nucleotide messenger RNA. RefSeq names its product fibroblast growth factor 5 (gene FGF5). NCBI's taxonomy places the organism in Eukaryota, Metazoa, Chordata, Aves, Passeriformes, Paridae. The record is from RefSeq and is a predicted model, not a curated record. Bases 685 to 1311 code for a protein of 208 amino acids. Gene Ontology annotation, cellular component: cytoplasm. Gene Ontology annotation, biological process: fibroblast growth factor receptor signaling pathway; positive regulation of cell population proliferation; positive regulation of protein phosphorylation. Gene Ontology annotation, molecular function: growth factor activity; fibroblast growth factor receptor binding. The transcript is spliced from 4 exons.
GCACAUCCCCUUUGCAAAGGCUCCCCUGCCCGGUUUUGUGUCUCCCUGCUGCUUUGCCUCACGUAUUUUUAAGUGGCAAUUAAAUAGCCCCAAGCUGAUGUAGGGAGGGGGGAGCGCUCCUGUCCAACUUGCAGGCCCGGUGCUCUGCAGCAGAUCAAACAGGCUCAGAAGAGUCCUCCUCAUCUUCACACGGGGAAUUUUACACUGGAAACUCGGCUCCAUUUGUUGAGUUUUUCUCUGUAACCGAGCCCUGAAUAAUUCAAAUAACAUAACAUCAGCAUUAGGCUUCCAAAGCUGCUGGUGUGUGUGAGUUGCUGCUGCCAAAGGCAAUUACACACAAUUGCUCCAGGAAGUUCACUGUUACGUCUGCUUAUUUAUUUAGAUUUAAACCUCGUGUUUGGUUUGUUUUGGGCUUGGUGUUUUCUUGGGGCUUUUUUUGAGUCGUGCCACAGGAACAAUACACCAGGACUAUUUAGGAUCGACGUGUGAUGCAGGUGAACGAGUAGGAAGUGCCCAAAGCCGCACAGGUCACGCCCAAAGCGCUGCUUGUGAGCUCUUCGCAGUGAAGGUGAAAACACAUCGUGUGCCACAGGGACCUGUCUGUCGGUGGCAGAACCAGCGGUCUCUGAUCUGCUGAAACAACAGGGAUUUUGCUGCCAUGAUCCUGUCCCGGCUGCAGCCUUUAUGCCAAGGUGCCCGAGAGGAAAUCCUCCUGGAGCAAGGUGGCCGUGCUUCCCUCAGCUGUGCAGAGGCAGAAAGUCCUGUGCGAACACCACUGGAGAGUUUAGGAAGUCCUGCGGGUUCUCAUCCUCCUCGAGGAUCCGGAUUUGGAAUCAGCAUGGAUGUGUAACUCAAGAGGAGGUGGGUAUUUUGGAAAUAUUUGCUGUGUCUCAGGGGAUUGUAGGAAUACGAGGAGUUUUCAGCAACAAAUUUUUAGCGAUGUCAAAAAAAGGAAAACUCCAUGCAAGUGCUCGCUUCACUGUGGACUGCCAUUUCCGGGAGCGCUUCCAGGAGAACAGCUACAACACCUACGCCUCGGCCGUGCACCGCAGCCCCCGCUCGGGCCGCCAGUGGUACGUGGCCCUCAACAAGCGGGGCAAAGCCAAGCGGGGCUGCAGCCCCCGCGCCCGGCCCCAGCACGUCUCCACCCAUUUCCUGCCCCGCUUCUGGCAGCCGCAGCCCCCCGAGCUCGCCUUCACCGUCGCUCUCCCCGAGAAGAAGCCCCCGCCGCCCAAGCCCAAGCCCGCCCCGUCCCCGCCUCGGAAGAACCCGGGCCCCGUCAAGUACCGGCUGAAAUUCCGCUUUGGGUAGCGCCGGGGCACCGGGGAUGCCGCAGGCACCGGGGAUGCCGCAGGGACCGGGAGCUUUCGGGGGUGACCCCGCGGGAACCCCGUGUCCCCUCUGCACAUGGAC